Hypomesus transpacificus is the source of this 2073-nucleotide messenger RNA. It is a transcript of the gene atp6v1c2, whose product is annotated as ATPase H+ transporting V1 subunit C2. Gene Ontology annotation, molecular function: proton-transporting ATPase activity, rotational mechanism. Gene Ontology annotation, biological process: proton transmembrane transport. The record is from RefSeq and is a predicted model, not a curated record. Bases 130 to 1269 code for a protein of 379 amino acids. The transcript has 14 exons. Gene Ontology annotation, cellular component: lysosomal membrane; vacuolar proton-transporting V-type ATPase, V1 domain. NCBI's taxonomy places the organism in Eukaryota, Metazoa, Chordata, Actinopteri, Osmeriformes, Osmeridae.
GCGCUGAAUGUCUGAGGUAUUCAAAGCGGAGAGGCCGAAUUAGGAGUGAUUGGAUGCUUUAAAAAACAGAUUUGGACGGAGUUCCCACAUGUAAGGCUAAGAGGGGCAGCAGCAGGGCUCUGACGAGUCAUGACGGACUUCUGGUUGAUAUCUGUUCCACUGGACAAGACCAGCUUUCAGAGUCUGGAAAAGCUCAAAAACACUGUGGCCAAAACUAAUUUGGCUUCCAGUUUCAAGUUCCCCAUCCCAGAGUUAAAGGUUGGUACAUUGGAUAUCCUCCUUGGUGUGUCUGAUGACCUUUCCAGACUGGACACCCAAGCUGAAAGUGUUAUGCGCAAGACAUCCCAGUGUAUGGCACAGGUUAUGGAUCAGUUCAGUGACAAAGUGCUGGAGAAUGCCCUGGCCAAUGGAGUGGAUCUGGUGAGUUAUGUGACAAAGUUCCAGUGGGACAGAGCCAAAUACCCCACUGCCCUGCCUCUCAAGAGCCUGGCAGACAUCCUCUCCAAGCAAGUAACUCAGGUAGAGACAGAACUGAAAUCUCGGUCUGGGGCAUAUUGCAACGUAAAAGCCAGUCUGGACUGCCUUGAGCGCAAAGCAGAAGGUGGUCUCCAAAUACGCACACUGACAGACAUUUUGAGGAGAGAGGACCUGGUGGACUCAGAGUAUCUCACUACUCUGCUGGUGGUAGUGACCAGAGGGAACUAUGUGCAGUGGGAGAGGACCUAUGAAUCCUUGUCAGAAUUUGUGGUGCCUCGAUCCAGCAGGAAAAUAUUUGAGGAGGUAGAGGAAGGGAUUUUCACUGUAACCCUUUUCAAGAAAGCUGUUUAUGAAUUCAAAGCCAAAGCCAAACAGAACAAGUUCAUGGUACGGGAGUUCAGCUUUGACCAGGUGGAGCAGGAGAAACGAGAGAGGAACCGGCUUAGUGUGGACAAGAAGGAACAAUAUGGAAUCUUUGUGCGUUGGCUGAAGGUAAACUUCAGUGAGGUAUUUGUUGCCUGGAUCCAUGUCAAAGCUCUAAGGGUAUUUGUGGAAUCUGUUCUCAGGUAUGGUCUGCCUGUUAGCUUCCAGGCCUUGCUGCUGCAGCCGGGCAAAAAACAUGCAAAGAAACUGAGGGAGGAACUGGGUUCCCUUUUCACACAUCUGGACCCUGCAGCAGCGGCCAGCAAGCUUGAUGUUGGUGUUGAUAUCCCAGGAGUGAGUGUGGGUCAACAGGAGUACUUCUCCUACAUCUGCUUCCAGAUCAGCAUCAAACUCGUUGACCCCAGUUAAUAGCCAAUGAGGACCCUCGGAGUCUCUAAGAAGGCCCAAUCACGUUAGCUGUUCGUUUGUCAUAGUCGCUUGCACUCUCUGGGCUGUUCAUUGUAUUUUAGCACCUGGGAAUGUGUGGAGUCGAAGUUGACAUUCCGACUGGAGUGAAUGUUGAGCAGGCGGGACAAAUGUUUGUGACAAUCGUUUGUAACUUUCAAGAGGUUGGAAGGGGUUUCUCCUUGCAUGCAAAGAAGGUUGCAUACAAAGAAGAGGAUUAUGAGGGACGAACAGUUGACCUGAGGUUGAGCCCUCCAGGAGAUAGUGGUCAGGCUGCAUAUGGACCUGAAUAAAGAGUCUUCAAGCUAUCUGUAUUGUCAGUAAGAUACAUGAAGAAUGUAAUCAUAUUCAACAUUCUGUAAAUCAGUGGCUGGGGAUGUAAGCAGAUUUUUAUUUUCGACUUCAUGGAUGUCCAUUUUCUUUAUGUCAAGAUGGAAACAAACACAGAAGAUCAUGUUUAAGAACUCUGGUCCACUCCCUCUUGCUUUCAAUACCUCAAUGAUUUUGAAACUGUACAUUUCCGUUUAUGAAAGGUAUUACCAUAAUUAUUAUAUUGGUUGGCUUCACUUGUAAGAGGCAAAUCUAUGCAUGUGCACUGCUGCAUGUGUACAAUGUAUUGUACAAGGUCAGGGUUUUAAAGGUUGGAGCUUAUUAAACAGGGGUGAAGCAGUCAUUAACUGUAAUCUCACACUAUGUUAAAAGGUGGACCUGUUGAGUAGUUUUUUUAAAACUUUUUUCGUGUCAUGCUGAUUUUUGUUUUUUGGAUGG